Messenger RNA from Nothobranchius furzeri (turquoise killifish), 1191 nucleotides. RefSeq names its product arylalkylamine N-acetyltransferase 2 (gene aanat2). Lineage: Eukaryota; Metazoa; Chordata; Actinopteri; Cyprinodontiformes; Nothobranchiidae. The record is from RefSeq and is a predicted model, not a curated record. Gene Ontology annotation, molecular function: aralkylamine N-acetyltransferase activity. Gene Ontology annotation, biological process: circadian rhythm; response to light stimulus. Gene Ontology annotation, cellular component: cytoplasm.
GUCAGCAUCUUGCCAGUUGAAGCCAGGUGGACCACAGGAGAAGUUUGGCUCAGCUGACUGCCUGAUUCAAAUUCUGAUGCAAAGGGCUUGAAAGAGAGGAGGCACAAACAGAAGAGGUUUUGUAAAAUAGUCUGCAGCUCCGGUUUAGCGCAGUAUUCAGUUAUGAUGACAAAGCAGGUCAGCGGGUCACCGUUUCUGAAGCCGUUCUUUCUGAAGACACCGGUCAGACGGGACGGCCCUCGGCAGCAGAGACGACACACACUUCCUGCCAGUGAGUUCAGAAACCUCACACCCCAGGAUGCCAUCAGCGUGUUGGAAAUUGAGAGAGAAGCCUUUGUGUCUGUGUCUGGAGAGUGUCCACUCACUCUGGAUGAGGUGCUUAAUUUCCUGGUUCUGUGUCCUGAGUUGUCCCUGGGCUGGUUCGAAGAGGGACAGCUGGUCGCUUUCAUCAUCGGCUCAGGCUGGGACAAGGACAGGCUUUCACAGGAGGCCAUGACUCGGCAUGUUCCAGACACCCCCGCUGUGCACAUCCACGUGCUGUCUGUGCAUCGCCACUGUCGACAGCAGGGCAAGGGCUCCAUCCUUCUGUGGCGCUACCUGCAGUACCUGCGCUGCGUGCCGGGUCUCCGUCGAGCCCUGCUGAUCUGCGAGGACUUUCUCGUGCCCUUCUAUCUCAAGGCUGGUUUCAAAGAAAAAGGGCCGUCAGAAAUCUCCGUGUCCAACUUGAAUUUCCAAGAGAUGGAGUACCUGCUUGGUGGGCAGGCAUACGCGCGGCGGAACAGCGGCUGUUAGCCUUUUCUUCAAUUAUUUGGACUCAGGACAGAAAAUAUGUAAAAAUAGAAGAAAAGAGCCAAUUGAAUCUGUUGGCUGGGUUCAGCAUCUCGUGUGAAUGGAAAGGACUAAAGGUGGAUUCAAAUCUUCAAUCAACAUGAAUUUGUCAUCUUUUGCAGUUAAAGUGGAUUAUCAGGCAUCGGCUCAUGUUGUCUUAUCAGUAGCACAACGCUUCAUGUUUACCUGACUGUUUAUAAUGUAAUUUGUGCAAAAGAGGUGCAGACACAAUCAAUCCAAAAAUCUGUUGUAAAUAUUUAUAAAAUGUUUUUUUAUCAGCUUGAAUCAGAAGCUGUGAUGAGUUUUAUUAUUUGGUGCUGUGGAGGAGCUACACAGAUCACUAAAAAUGGAAUAAAAUAUGAG